AUGCCUUAUUACCAGACGUGGGAGGAGUUUGCACGAGCUGCCGAAAAGCUGUAUCUAUCGGAUCCUUUGAAGUGUUUACAGUACAAGACAGACCAAGCCCAAGAUGUGAAGAAAAUUGAGAAGCUCCAUGGAAAAUUGAUGAGGCUCAUGGUGUCAAAGGAGACGCACAGUGGGGCCAUGGAGACGGACUGA
Messenger RNA from Menidia menidia (Atlantic silverside), 192 nucleotides. The record is from the annotation of a GenBank genome assembly. Lineage: Eukaryota; Metazoa; Chordata; Actinopteri; Atheriniformes; Atherinopsidae.